AUGAAGAGAAAUGCAACGAGAGUUGCCCAGAGUACAAUAUCUAUGUGUUUGACUGAACGGCAAUUAAAAAACAGGAAGUCCCAAGCAAUCAACACUACUCGUGAAAUGCCUCAGCAGCUUGCAGUUAGUCUUGCUAUCCAUCAGGCAAUCAGAAGCAAGGAAAUUGUCAACCUCCUGCAUGGCUUCGGAAUGGCCGUCGAAUACAAUCGUCUAUUACGAGUAGAGUCUCAAAUCGAGAAAACUGUCCUUCGACGGAUGGAAAAGGAAGGCGGAAUGUACCUCCCACCUGAUAUUGUGAAAGGAAGGCAUGUCUUCUUCGCAAUUGAUAAUGUCGAUUUUGCUGAGGACACUCCCGACGGGAAACGUACUCUGCACGGAACAGCUAUGGCAAUAUACCAAACUACUGACCUAGAUGACGAGCAGCCAGUAUUAAGGUAAAUUAAGUACUAUUUUUGCGUAAUAGUGGCGAAUUCAAGUAAAGAUACAUUUGCUACAACAUGAAAAUAUCUCCUUCAUUUUCUCUUUUAGGUUAGAAGAAUCAACCAAUUGCUCCCGCACAGUAAGAGAAUUGCCCGAUUCUUUUACAGCACUUCAGGAAUGUCCAGCGCCUUCUCCGAAACCAAUUGUCCCUUUGCAUCUUGGAUUUGGUCUUAUGGAAGAGCACGAGAUACCUAUAAUCGUCAGUACCUUUAAUGCAGGCCGAAUCGAAAAUGACGAAGACCAAGCUCGUGUUCCUGUGUGGUCUGGUUAUAAUUCAUUAGUAAACAAAGCACCGCCUGUUACACGCGUUGGUGCACCCCCUUUGGUGGCACAUCCUCCGCAUGAAUGGAACACUUUAUUGACGGUUCUUAUGCAGGCUCAAAAUAUCUCUACCAUAGUUGUUGGCUCUGAAAGGAAGACUGUUAUAUCUCUUGACAUGGGACUUUAUCUUCCCGCUAAAAAGCUCCAGAUGGCUCGAAAUGACUUAAACCACCUCAUUCUCUGUCCCGGUGAGUUGCACAUUGUCAUGGCCAUGCUAAGGACAAUCGGUGCGUACAUUGACAGUAGUGGGAUCGAUAUGUGUUGGAUCGAAUCAGAACUGUACGGCCCCUCCACUGUUAAGCAGAUUCUCGAUGGAAUCAUGUUAAAAGAGGUGAAAAAGCACACAUGA
Messenger RNA from Porites lobata, 1150 nucleotides. The record is from the annotation of a GenBank genome assembly. NCBI's taxonomy places the organism in Eukaryota, Metazoa, Cnidaria, Anthozoa, Scleractinia, Poritidae.